GGACUCUGUUGCACGGCAUAGCGAUAGCGUGUUUUUCGAAAAUCACUUGUCUUUUUCAUGAAGUUAUAAUAAAAACAUAACACGAUGGCAGGCGUGUUAUUUGAGGAUAUAUUCAACGUGAAGGAUAUGGACCCGGAGGGCAAGAAAUUCGACCGUGUGAGUCGGCUACACUGCGAAUCCGAGUCGUUCAAAAUGGACUUGAUUUUAGACAUAAAUUCGUGGAUUUAUCCAAUGGAGAUUGGGGAUAAGUUUAGAUUAGUGCUUGCUACAACUCUCAGAGAGAAUGGUUACCCUGAUGGAGGAGAAUGGAACCCGCUAGAAACGGAGGGAAACCGCGCCGACAGCUUCGAAUAUGUCAUGUCAGGGAAAGUUUACAGGAUAGAAGGUGACGAAGCUACCAUCGAACCGGCUUCCCGUCUGGCAGCUUACGUGUCAUUCGGAGGCCUCCUAAUGAGGUUGCAAGGAGACGCCAACAACUUACACGGAUUCGAAGUGGACCAACACAUGUAUUUGCUGAUGAAGAAACUGGCCUUCUAAAUGGUGAAGAAUGUUCUAGAAGAUGGAAAAUGUUAGGGAAUAUGAACUACUACUUACAAACAAUAUCUUGAUUGAUAUUUUUUUUACAUUGAUUGAGAAUAUUUGUGUAGAAGUUAAAUGGUUUUUUUACAUCCAAUCCAGUGUUACUCCAAAAAACCCUGUUAAAACACUGUGAAAAGCUUUUUUUUGCAAGAUAAUCAAAAGUUAUUAUGAAGUAUCUUAACACAACACAAACCAGUAAAUGUAGUUCAAUCAAUGGUUAAAUUACAGAAGUAAUGCAAAAGAUAACAUUAUUUUCAUAGAGAACUGAAAUUUUAGAGUAAGUUAAUGCAUAAGUUAAGUCUAGGAAUAAAACAUUUA
Messenger RNA from Pectinophora gossypiella (pink bollworm), 897 nucleotides. It is a transcript of the gene Rpb8, whose product is annotated as DNA-directed RNA polymerases I, II, and III subunit RPABC3. The record is from RefSeq and is a predicted model, not a curated record. NCBI's taxonomy places the organism in Eukaryota, Metazoa, Arthropoda, Insecta, Lepidoptera, Gelechiidae. Gene Ontology annotation, molecular function: DNA-directed RNA polymerase activity. The transcript is spliced from 2 exons. Gene Ontology annotation, biological process: DNA-templated transcription. The coding region runs from base 85 to 537 and encodes 150 amino acids. Gene Ontology annotation, cellular component: RNA polymerase III complex; RNA polymerase II, core complex; RNA polymerase I complex.